GCAUUGUAGCUAGGCUAUAGAAAGGGCCCCUCUUGGUGUGUCACUGACUUCUCUCAAUUUACCGAGUAGUGGUAAAGUCAGGAGACAGCUUUUCGAAAUGGAUCCAAGAAGUUGGAGAUAAAAGAUAAACCUCAAAACUCACCGAAGAAAUUUCAGUGGCUGUGUGGAGCGGUGAGCAGGCAUGAUGGGUGACACAGAGCUUGAGCAGCCACUGGCUCAGCAAGAGGAAGAAGAGCAGCCGCAGAAACAGAGUCCCUCCCCGACAGCCUCCCCCUCUGUGUCCAUCUCCUCCUCCCCCUCCCUCUCCCUGCCCUCUUCCCCCUCCUCCUCCGGCCCUCACCACCAGCAGGCCCUCAGCCUCACCCCCAGCCCCGGAGAAGGCCCAGCCACACCCAGCCCGACUCUGGAUGUCAUAUCAGAGGGUGUCGGAGAGCUGAGCCUGGUUAUUGACCCUGAGGUGGCUAAGAGGGCCUGCCAUGAGGUGCUGCAGAAGGUCAAGCAGCUGAAGGGUGACGGCGACGGGUCAGGGUCCGAGAGCGGAAGCAGCACGACGGACCAAGCGCAAGUCAACGGUACCGGGCACGCGGACACCUCCGUGGAUGGCCUCACCGGUAUCAUUAAAGCAGCCAAGGUCCGUGAGGAAGAGGAUGCCGAGGCGGCAGGCUCGGUGAAGAGUGCCCGGCGGCGCCAGCGCCACAAUCCCUCGAAGCAGUCGUGGCUGCUGCGUCUGUUUGAGUCGAAGCUGUUCGACGUGUCCAUGGCCAUCUCCUAUUUGCACAACUCCAAGGAGCCUGGCGUGCAGGCCUACAUCGGCAACCGCCUGUUUAGCUUCCGGCACGAGGAGGUGGAUUUCUACCUGCCACAGCUGCUCAACAUGUACAUACACAUGGACGAAGAUGUAGGAGAUGCCAUCAAGCCCUACGUGGUUCACCGCUGUCGUCAGAGCAUCUCCUUCUCGCUGCAGUGCGCCUGGCUGCUGGGGGCCUACUCCGACGACAUGCACAUCUCCACGCAGCGCCACUCGCGCGGCACCAAACUCCGCAAGCUCAUCCUGUCCGACGAACUGAAGCCGACCGGCGCCCGGGCUCGCAGGGAGCCCCUGACUCUGACUCCCUUCUGUCCCGUGGCGCCCGCCGGCCCCACCUUGCACGUGCACGGGCUGGGCGGCGAGCACGGCCUGUCGCCCUCCAAGCGGACGCACCAGCGCUCCAAGUCGGACGCCACGGUCAGCAUCAGUCUGAGCAGCAACCUGAAGAGGACGGCCAGCAACCCCAAGGUGGAGAGCAGCCAGGAUGAGGAUUCGAGCUCCAGCUCGACUGAGAGUCUCCACCAGGAGGCUGGGACACCUGUGCGCCUGACGCCCCAGAGAGAGUUCAUCAAGUCCCUGAUGGGCAUCGGCAAGCGCCUGGCCACACUGCCCACCAAGGAGCAGAAGACCCAGCGUCUGAUCUCGGAGCUGUCGCUGCUCAACCACAAGCUGCCCGCCCGCGUCUGGCUGCCCACCGCCCCCUUCGACCACCACGUGGUGCGCGUGCCGCACACGCAGGCUGUGGUGCUCAACUCUAAGGAUAAGGCCCCGUACCUUAUCUACGUGGAGGUGCUGGAGUGCGAGAACUUUGAGAUGUCCAACGUUCCCGUGCGGAUCCCGGAGACACGGAUCCGCAGCACGCGCUCUGUGGAGAACCUGCCGGACUGCGGCAUCACGGCUGACCAGCGGGCGGGGAGCUUCUCCAUGGUCCCCAACUACGACAACGAUGACGAGGCCUGGUCGGUGGACGACAUCGGGGAGCUUCAGGUGGAGCUCCCCGAGAUCCACACCAACAGCUGUGACAACAUCUCCCAGUUCUCAGUAGACAGCAUCACCAGCCUGGAGAGCAAGGAGCCCAUCUUCAUUGCCGCCGGAGAUAUAAGGCGCCGUCUGUCGGAGCAGCUGGCUCAAGCCCCCACCACGUUUAAGAGGGACCCCGAGGACCCAUCUGCUGUGGCCCUCAAAGAGCCUUGGCAGGAGAAGGUCCGGCGAAUAAGGGAUGGCUCACCCUAUGGUCACCUCCCUAACUGGCGCUUGCUGUCCGUCAUUGUCAAGUGUGGUGACGACCUGCGACAGGAGCUCCUGGCCUUCCAAGUGCUGAAACAGCUGCAGAGCAUCUGGGAGCAGGAACGCGUGCCCCUGUGGAUCAAGCCCUACAAGAUCCUAGUGAUUUCCUGCGACAGCGGCAUGAUUGAGCCCGUGGUCAACGCCGUGUCCAUCCACCAGGUGAAGAAGCAGAGCCAGCUGUCGCUGAUGGACUACUUCCUGCAGGAGCACGGCAGCCCCACCACCGAGGCCUUCCUCACCGCCCAGCGGAACUUUGUCCAGAGCUGCGCCGGCUACUGCCUCAUCUGCUACCUGCUGCAGGUCAAAGACAGGCACAAUGGGAACAUCCUAUUGGACGCGGAGGGGCACAUCAUCCACAUAGACUUCGGCUUCAUCCUGUCCAGCUCGCCGCGCAACCUAGGCUUCGAGACCUCCGCCUUCAAGCUCACCAGCGAGUUUGUGGACGUGAUGGGAGGUCUCGAUGGAGACAUGUUCAACUACUAUAAGAUGCUGAUGCUACAGGGUUUGAUAGCUGCGCGGAAACACAUGGACAAAGUCAUCCAGAUCGUGGAGAUCAUGCAGCAAGGUUCCCAGUUGCCGUGCUUCCAUGGCUCCAGCACCAUCCGGACCCUGAAGGAACGUUUCCACAUGAGCCUGACGGAGGAGCAGCUGCAGGUGCUGGUGGAGCAGAUGGUGGACGGCUCCAUGCGCUCCAUCACCACCAAGCUCUAUGACGGUUUCCAGUAUCUCACCAACGGCAUCAUGUGAAAAGAGAGUGUGUGUGUUUGUUUGAUGUUUGGUUGGUUGUGCGUGCGCGUGUGUGUGUGGUGGGCAUCCUCCAUUAACAAACACACAGACUUGAGAGAACCACACAGCCCUGUGCCCAGCCCUUCCACCAAACCCUCUUAAUACCUCAACAGACUCCUAAUUGCGUGUUUAUAGUGGUCCCUCUAACACAACACCAACGCUUGGUCCCUAUUUUUCAACUGAGGUCUUCGCUCACAGGACUUUUAUACCAGGACGGAAGCCCGAGGAGGUCUCAACUGUGAAGUCGUUGUCGUCACCCCCCCCCCCCCUUUAUUUUUCCAAAGACUUCCUCGCUGAUCUGUGGUUGCCUCUUCUGUCUCUGUUUUAAUUGCUCAUAUUUGUGAGUUUGUUUUUGUCGUAGCUUCAACGAGUGUUCCCUCUUUUCGAUAUGUAAUGGUUCUGUUGUUCUAUCUCACUUAACACUGCUCCCUAGCUCCUCUGUUCUAUUGCCUCCCACCACCAACCUUGUGUUUUACAGUCUCCAACUGAAUCUACAUUCAUCCCAACAGAUUAAUGCAUUUUGCUUUUUGUUUUAUUCAUUAAUUUAUUUUUUAUGAACUUUAUUGGCUGUUCCUCUUCACCAAACACUUUCUAGACAAAAGUUAGACAAUGAAAUGUCUGGUUUCAGUUCUGUCUGCAGUCUUAAUUAUGAACAAGGUACACUUCUCAAAAGGGCAUGAGCAGUUUGACUGCAAGGAAAAUACAACUGCAUUUGAAGGUUAUGUAGACACAAAUUCUACCCGCAAAAUGGACAAUUGUUUUCUCCAACCAUAAUCUUCAUUGGUAUUAUAUUCAUUGACAGAAAUACGUUCACUUGCCAAGGUGAAUAGUGAAGUUUGUCACUCAUUUGUUGUUUCAAUGUCACCAAUUCCAUUGUUUCAGUGUCAUCUGAGGCUGUGCAACUUUUACUACUACUAUACAUUUAUAUCUAUAGUCUUUUCUGACUGUAUGAACAAGCUAACCCUAACCCAUUUCUUGUAGGCCCUACCACCAUAUACUUGUUUCAAUAGUGAAAGCUCAAUUUUUGUUUAAUUUGCAUCAAUUUAAUAUGACACUUGUUCAGUGAGGAACUGUCAACUUGUAUUGAACGAACCUUGGGUGUUUUACAGUGGAUGAAAAUUGAGAUAAAUGUAGCUGCUCUCGUGCAUCAACUGAGCAACAUGACAUCCUCGCUCAUCGGACAGGACCUUUACCUUGCAGGUGUUUUACAGGUAAUGGAAAGCAAUGGAAGCUGGACACCUGUGUUGGAGAACCUUCAUGAAUAUUCUAGUUUAUAAAAUGCUGUGAAAGCAUUGAAAGGAACCAGAUGUACUUUACUAUGGAUUCAUAUCUGAGGGUUGUAAUACAUUGUUUGAAAGGCUGCUUUCCAGAAUUUUUAAGAUGGUUGUUUAAAUAGCCAGCGACUGUGGACUAAGCAGAUAUUUUUAAGAAUUACAGUGUGCUACUGUAGUUUCCAUCACGCCAUUCACCUUUGUGUCAGUUACUUGCCACCCAUCACUCCACAUACAAUCCCCCUUUCUAAACAAGUCUAAUGAAAUGUGUGAGCAAACAAACAAGUUAUGUAAUAGUUUCUUAGUUGUUGUUUUUUCUACUACUUUGUUUUGCUUUGUCAAAACCUUUUACUUUCUGUAUUACCUCUUGAACGGACCAGCUUUUGAUCAUGUGAAAGACCUCCAUUAACUUGUGAAUGUUGCUUUGUAUAAUAAAUUUUACUUUAUUGUCUUA
This is a messenger RNA of Hypomesus transpacificus, 4606 nucleotides long. It is a transcript of the gene pi4kb, whose product is annotated as phosphatidylinositol 4-kinase, catalytic, beta. The record is from RefSeq and is a predicted model, not a curated record. Gene Ontology annotation, cellular component: membrane; cytoplasm. Gene Ontology annotation, biological process: phosphatidylinositol-mediated signaling; phosphatidylinositol phosphate biosynthetic process. NCBI's taxonomy places the organism in Eukaryota, Metazoa, Chordata, Actinopteri, Osmeriformes, Osmeridae. The transcript is spliced from 14 exons. Bases 182 to 2842 code for a protein of 886 amino acids. Gene Ontology annotation, molecular function: 1-phosphatidylinositol 4-kinase activity.